GUUACCGCGCACUACGUGACUUUACGUCUUUCUCUCUUUUUCCAUUACCUCUACAUCUCCACCCAUGCCUUUUGAAUCUGUCCGAGGUCAGUCUUGAGUUGGGCGCUCGAAGUGUAGACGUGGAAACCCAGCACAGAGACCCGCCAGGACCACCUGGGCUCAGGUUAUGUGUGAGUUCUGGGACAAAGAGAAGACAGUCUCGAUGAUGGAAGCAGUAUCGUUUGAAGGGGACAACGACUUGUCCUAUGAGGACAAUGAGUCACCUCUACCAUCUCCAUUCACUUUGACGCCUGCGGGACACAAAGGCAGCUAUGACUUAGAGCAGAUAAGGCAGCAGGAAGAGGAGCAGCAUCAGACCUUCACCUUCUCUAGAGAUUUAGAAGCUGCCCGAAAUACUAACACCAAUGCCAUCAAGAGAGGAGAUGCAGAGGCAUACGUGGAGUUAAAUGAGCUUCGUGGGGAGGUGUGGCAGGAAAUGGGACGCUGGCUGGGUUAUGAGGAGAACUUAAGCCCUGCCACAGGACAGUGGAGUCAACCCCACAUUUCCUAUCUCACCUUCAAAAGCCUCAUUCAACUCCGCAAGGUCAUGAGCACAGGGGCGGUGCUGCUGGAUGUUGAUGAGAGCAGCUUAUCAAGCGUUUGUCAAAAGAUGGUGGAACAACUUCUGCUCAAAAAAGAGAUCCGGCCCACUGACCGUGACGCUCUUGUGACCAUACUGCAACGCAAACGCAGUCAACUAGAGCCCACUGUAGCCCCUGGUUCAGCAGACAUAGAGCUGCAAACAUUCUCUAUCACCAAACAGCGAGACAUGGUUGAUCGUGUGGAGGCCUCUGUGGUUUUAUCAGGUGUGGUGGAGAACCUCCAGAAACCAGUGGUGGCGUUUGCACGACUACGGGAUUCAGUGGUGAUGGAAGGGGUUCUGGAAGCUUCAGUUCCAGUUCGUUUUGUCUUCUUCCUCAUGGGCCCCAGUCACAGUGGAAUGGACUAUCAUGAGAGUGGCCGGGCCAUGGCGUCGCUGAUGGCUGACUGGGUGUUUACUCUGGAGGCUUACCUAGCUACAAAUGAUAGGGAUCUUACCAAAGCCAUGGCAGACUUCAUGGACUGCAGCAUUGUGAUCCCACCCACAGAAAUCCAGGAUGAGAGCAUGCUGAAACCAAUCAUCAACUUCCAGAAGAAGAUGCUGCGUGAAAGAGUCCGCCCUUAUGAUACCCGAAUCAUGGUUGGGGGCAAAGCCCCAACUGGACCUGAGAAGCCACGGGAGGAUCCGCUGGCCCGUACCGGCUAUCCGUUUGGCGGUAUGGUCAAAGACAUAAAACGCCGCUACAAGCAUUACCUUAGCGACUUUACCGAUGCACUGGACCCUCAGGUGCUGUCUGCUGUCAUCUUCAUCUACUUCGCUGCCCUUUCACCUGCCAUUACCUUCGGAGGACUUCUUGCGGACAAGACGGAGCACAUGAUGGGGGUCUCUGAGAUGAUGGUCUCUACCUGUGUGCAGGGUAUCAUCUUUUGCCUGUUUGCAGCUCAACCAGUACUUAUCAUUGGGUUUACCGGUCCGCUGAUGGUGUUUGAGGAGGCGUUCUUUCAGUUCUGCAAGGCUUAUGGCUAUGAGUACAUCGUGGGCCGUGUCUGGGUGGGCAUGUGGUUGAUCAUCAUUGUGCUGGUGAUUGUGGCAGUGGAAGGGAGCUUCCUUGUCCGUUUCAUCUCCCGCUUCACCCAAGAGAUCUUCUCCAUCUUGAUCUCUCUCAUUUUCAUCUACGAGACCUUUGCCAAGCUUAUCAGGAUUUUCCAAGCGCAUCCUUUGAUUUUGAACUACGAACACUUGAACGCCUCCCUGGAAGACCCCUUCCACCCUGUCAAAAGGCUUGUCAACGUCUCGCAACAUGGCAAUAUUACUGAACGUCAUGAGAUAGUAGAGAGAGCCUAUCCCAACACUGCCCUGCUGUCCAUGUGUCUUAUGUUUGGCUGUUUCUUCAUUGCAUUGUAUCUCCGUGGGUUUAAAACUAGCACCUUCCUUCCUGGCCCUAUCCGUCGAAUGAUUGGAGAUUUUGGUGUACCAAUCGCCAUCUUCUUCAUGAUUGCUGUGGAUAUCAGCAUCAGCGAUGCCUACACACAGAAACUGGUGGUGCCUAAGGGGCUGACCGUGUCUAACACAUCUGCUAGAGGCUGGUUCAUCAGCCCACUUGGUGAGAAGAAGCCCUUCCCUAUCUGGAUGAUGUUUGCCUGUGUUGUUCCUGCCCUGUUGGUCUUCAUCCUUAUUUUCCUUGAGUCCCAGAUCACUACGCUGAUUGUGAGUAAGCCUGAGAGAAAAAUGGUCAAGGGCUCUGGUUUCCAUCUGGACCUCCUUCUUUUAGUGUUCUUGGGAGGAGCUGCCUCUAUCUUUGGUGUUCCCUGGCUCAGUGCUGCUACAGUGAGAUCUGUCACCCAUGCCAAUGCCCUGACCGUCAUGACCAAAGGCCCUAAACCUCAGAUUGAACGCGUGUUAGAGCAAAGAGUCAGUGGUAUUUUGGUGGCCGUAAUGGUUGGGGUCUCAAUUCUCAUGGAGCCCAUCCUGAAGAUGAUACCUAUGACGGCUCUGUUUGGGAUCUUUCUCUAUAUGGGUAUCACUUCUCUGAGUGGCAUCCAGCUUUGGGACCGUAUGCUUCUGCUUAUUACACCGAAAAAGCAUCACCCAACUGUUCCAUUUGUCACCCGUGUGCCCACUAUGCGGAUGCACUUGUACACUUUGAUCCAAGUGAUAUGUUUGGUGAUUCUGUGGGCAGUAAAAUCUAGUUCGUUUUCACUUGCCCUACCCUUCGUCCUGAUCCUCACCAUCCCUCUGAGAAUGUUCAUGACUGGUCACGUCUUCACCAUCACGGAAAUGAAAUGUCUGGAUGCCGAUGAUGCAAACGUGAAAUUUGAUGAUGAGGAUGACUAAAAUAAUCCCAAAACACCCCUGGACAUCUUUCUUGAUUCUUGAUUCCUGAUUCCAAGCCACUAUGAAUUCAUCUUACUGUGUGCAUUACAUCUUCUGCUUAUAUAUUUUUUAACUGUUGUACAUUCAGAUCUUAGCUUAACCAAUCAAUGUGUCGUUAUAUCAUUUAUAUCAAGUUUUAGAAUGCAACGAAUGCACACCUAAAAUUCAUAAACUGUUCAUAUACAUUCCAUAGUUGUUUAUCACAGUCUUUUCUUACUUUUAUUUACUUUUUCAUUUGUGUGUUUGUGUGCCUGAUUUUUUAUUUUUUAUUCUUAUUUGGGAUUUAUACAUCCUGGUGUUUAUUUAUUUUAUGUAUUCAGGGUUUCGUGCAAGAAAUCUCAUGUCAGUGUGAAGCAUGUCAACUGCACACCAGCUUGAAUGUAAAUCCUGUCCUGUUUUAACAGGUGAUGCCUAUGCAAAAUGUGCCUUUAUAUUUCUUACUAGACUUUCAAUGUUUCAGGGACACCAUACCUGUAAAUAUUAUAGGCUUACAAAUACAGAAUGUUAGCGUAGGUUACUAUUGCAAAGAUUUGAUACUUUAGAGUAUAAAUGAAUAUUUGGUUUUAUGUAUGCUUGGUCUGUUAUGGUGUGUGACUUUGUUUAAUGAUUAAAAUUCUUUAAAACAUCUACAAUAA
Messenger RNA from Labeo rohita (rohu), 3588 nucleotides. RefSeq names its product solute carrier family 4 member 1a (Diego blood group) (gene slc4a1a). Gene Ontology annotation, cellular component: basolateral plasma membrane; plasma membrane. Gene Ontology annotation, molecular function: solute:inorganic anion antiporter activity; bicarbonate transmembrane transporter activity; monoatomic anion transmembrane transporter activity. The record is from RefSeq and is a predicted model, not a curated record. Lineage: Eukaryota; Metazoa; Chordata; Actinopteri; Cypriniformes; Cyprinidae. Gene Ontology annotation, biological process: bicarbonate transport; monoatomic anion transport; transmembrane transport.